AGGGACCCUGAGCGCCAAGAAAUGGCUUCAGAUAUUCCUGGAUCAGUGACUUUGCCAGUUGCACCGAUGGCAACAGGACAGGUGAGAAUGGCAGGAUCCAUGCCUGCUAGAGGAGGAAAGAGGCGGUCUGGAAUGGACUUUGAUGAUGAAGAUGGGGAAGGUCCCAGCAAAUUUUCAAGGUAUGAUGAUGAUCAAAUCUCUGGUGAUAAGGAAAAAUUUGCAAGGGAGAACCAUAGUGAAAUUGAAAGGCGCAGGAGGAAUAAGAUGACACAGUAUAUCACGGAGCUGUCGGACAUGGUGCCCACCUGCAGUGCAUUGGCACGUAAACCUGACAAGUUGACAAUUCUGCGUAUGGCUGUUUCACACAUGAAGUCUAUGAGGGGCACUGGAAAUAAAUCUACUGACGGGGCAUAUAAGCCUUCUUUCCUAACAGAACAGGAACUGAAACAUCUUAUCCUGGAGGCUGCCGAUGGGUUCCUGUUUGUAGUUGCAGCGGAGACUGGGAGAGUCAUCUACGUAUCCGAUUCCGUCACUCCAGUGCUGAACCAGCCACAGUCAGAGUGGUUUGGCAGCACGCUCUAUGAGCAGGUUCAUCCAGAUGACGUGGAAAAGCUGAGAGAGCAGCUGUGUACAUCUGAAAACUCUAUGACAGGGCGAAUUUUGGACUUAAAAACCGGGACAGUAAAGAAGGAAGGUCAGCAGUCCUCAAUGAGAAUGUGCAUGGGAUCCAGACGCUCCUUCAUUUGCAGAAUGAGGUGUGGAAAUGCCCCUUUGGAUCAUUUACCUCUGAACAGAAUAACUACCAUGCGAAAAAGAUACAGGAAUGGCCUAGGCCCAGUAAAAGAAGGAGAAGCACAGUAUGCAGUAGUCCACUGCACUGGAUAUAUCAAGGCCUGGCCCCCAGCAGGAAUGACUAUACCAGAAGAAGAUGCAGAUGUGGGACAAGGUAGUAAAUAUUGCCUUGUGGCAAUAGGGAGGCUGCAGGUAACUAGCUCACCUGUGUGCAUGGACAUGAAUGGAAUGUCUGUUCCCACCGAGUUCUUGUCUAGACACAACUCUGAUGGAAUAAUCACAUUUGUUGAUCCAAGAUGUAUCUCUGUGAUUGGCUACCAACCGCAGGAUCUUCUGGGAAAAGACAUUUUAGAAUUCUGCCAUCCGGAAGAUCAAAGCCAUUUGAGAGAGAGUUUUCAACAGGUUGUUAAACUGAAAGGCCAGGUCCUAUCUGUGAUGUAUCGUUUUCGUACCAAAAACCGGGAAUGGAUGUUAAUUAGGACCAGCAGCUUCACCUUUCAGAACCCUUAUUCUGAUGAGAUUGAAUACAUCAUUUGCACCAACACUAAUGUUAAGCAACUUCAGCAACAGCAAGCUGAGCUUGAAGUACAUCAGAGAGAUGGGUUGUCAUCCUAUGACUUAUCUCAGGUACCUGUUCCAAAUAUACCAGCUAAUGUUCAUGAGGGUGGAAAGCCAGUGGAAAAACCAGACACUAUCUUCUCCCAGGAGAGAGAUCCUAGGUUUGCUGAGAUGUUUGCAGGAAUAACUGCUUCAGAUAAAAAAAUGAUGGCUUCAGCAUCUCCAGCAGGAAACCAACAGCUCUACUCUCAGGGGAGCCCCUUCCAGCCAGGACAUUCAGGAAAGGCUUUCAGAAAGAAUGCAACACUGACAAGAAACAGCUCAUCUGUGGUACACGUGCCUGGUGUAAAUGAUAUCCAGUCCUCUUCUUCAACAGGCCAAAAUUUGACACAGAUCUCUCGUCAGUUAAAUCAGGGUCAAGUUGCCUGGACGGGGAGUCGCCCACCAUUUCCAGGACAGCAAAUCCCAUCACAAUCUGGCAAGGCCCAAUCUUCACCCUUUGGAAUCGGAACCAGUCAUACCUAUCCAGCUGAUCCAUCAUCCUACAGCCCUCUCUCUAGCCCAGCCACGUCGUCCCCAAGUGGAAAUGCAUACUCGAACCUAGCAAACAGAGGUGCAGGGUUUGCUGAGAGUGGCCAAAGCAGUGGACAAUUCCAAGGGAGACCUUCGGAGGUGUGGUCCCAAUGGCAAAGCCAGCAUCAUAAUCAGCAAAGCAGUGACCAGCAUUCUCACCAGCAGCCCAGUCAGACUGAAGUCUUCCAAGACAUGCUGCCUAUGCCAGGGGAUCCAACACAGGGCACUGGCAAUUACAACAUUGAAGAUUUUGCUGAUCUGGGCAUGUUUCCACCAUUUUCUGAAUAAUUUACGAAGCAGAAAAGUGAAAUGAAGUUCAACAAAACCAUUUCAGUGUAUUUUUGGCUCUGCUUUUUUGUGUUGCUUUACCAUAGAAUCUACUAACAAGAAGUCAUGUUGCUCAUGCUUCAGAUAGUGAUACAGGAGUUUGCUCUCUCUUCUUCCAGUGUGUGAGUACUGAGGAAGAAGUUACACCACUUGGUGGUGGUCACUGACAGAACCAUUUUGUAUUUUCUUGCCACCACCCUCAGAGAUGAAGAACUUUACUUGAUUGUGAAAAAUCUGAGUCCUAAAUAUUUGAAUGUGAACAAUUCCUAAUGCUCCCUUUUAAAUGGUAAAUUUUAAAUAGAUAAUGAAGUAACAAAGACUAACAAAGAAAACAUGUAAGGAAACGUUCAGUUAUUGGUCUGUAGUUCUGUUUCAAAGCCUUGCUUUAAUGUUAAAUUUCUGAGAACAGACUUAGUAUUCUGAUUUCUUUGAUUCUUGAGAUUUUUUAGGUCAGUUUGAAUGUGAGAUUACACAACAUAAAGUAGUCCUCUCUGACCAGAAGAUUCAGCACCUUUUUCCCUCUCUUAACUCAAACUUGAAUAUGUGUACAUUUUAGUACUGUAUGUAUAUCUUGUGCUGUAUAAUGUGAUUUCCUGUAUUGGUAGGAGUUUUUUUUUUACAUGUAAAAAGGGUCCAUUUCAGACUGUAUACUGAAAGAGGUGACAAGAUAUUGCAGAACUUAGAUAUUGCAGGAUUCUGCAUCACUUUACUUAGAAAUAACACUAAUUGGUUGAUUUUGGUAAGUCUGAUUUAUGCCAUAUAUUUACUUACACAAGCUGUUACUGUUUUUAUUGAGUGAGGCCUAUAUUUCUAUAAUUUUCUCAUUACCUGGUUUUAUUUUAUUUUUUGCCUUCUACUAUUGCAUUCCCCCAACAGAUCCUUUUUAUAAAAAUUACUGCAUAGCAUAUCAAGAAUAUUGUUUCAGCACCAGUAGCAUUUCCUUUCUAUGAAUGCCUUUUUUAUAUCCUGUGCAACAUUACCUUUUAACAGUUAAGAGAUGCCCUGUUACAACAGAGUCAUCUAAGCUUAUUUACUGAGAGCAGUGAGCUAGUUUGUUUCAUGAGCCAAACAGGGUGAUUACAACUAAUUUGUGAUAGGAACCAAUCGGUCAAGCCACUGCCUGCCAAAAACAGAGUGGAGUUAACCUGAAUUUUCGCAUGCAUGCUAAACUGCUGAGUAUUCGCCUGCUUUUGUUUUAAACCCACCGUUUCAGGGUUUCACAUCACUGGGCAUUUGGGAGACUCAGGCCAUCCAUCAUGGUGCAAGCGUUUCCAUGGAUCUGAGUCUUGCUGCCUGGUCGAUCCGUCAGAAAUGUCUAGAAAUUCUGUUUACGUUCUCACAUGAUUGGUUGGAUUAGAGAGCAGAUGUAAAAUGAAUAUUUAUGGCCAGGUAAUCCCUGCUGUGGGAGGGAGAAUCACCCAUGGACAAGAAACUAAGCUUCUUUUAAAUCCUUUGAAGGUUGCAAUCCAGUCCCCUUGGAGAAGGGGAAGAGGAUUCAGCUGCCUAAAUUGGUAGAUGCUCUGGGAUCCUCACAGAUCUCUGGACAUCGACAGGAAACUAAGGCCAUCCACUCAGAGGCCCGGUGUCUCCACACAUUACUAGCCCACAUACUGCCUUUGCCUGGCUACUUGAAGCUACUUCUGAACUCGGAGGUGUCUUCCAGCAGGGAGGACAAUUGUCAUACAACAGUCCCUUUUGUCAGCAUUAACUUGCAUAGGUAAUCAUGGCGGUUCGUUGGGUGGAUGUUGCCAUGGACAAGAGUCCAUGUCGUCAUGUGGCGAGCUCUGAUCAUGUGGGUCUCAUCCAGAGAGACUUCCACAGUCUGUCAGGCCAAAGAUAGCAGGCCACUGAGACCCUGCUCCCAACCUCAGUCAUGUGACUGGGGCUUUCCCCACCCUGUCCUGCUUCCUUGCAUGUCACAUAGCUGAGUAAGUAGUCCUCUGAGGCUUUCCGACCAUUUGUCUCUUUAAUCUCUAGGGCCAGUCCCCUGCACUUUGUGCCAUUGGAGGGGUGUUUUAUGUAUGUGUUUUCAGUUGUGUUGUUUAAUAAAAACUGAAUCUAUU
Molecule: messenger RNA, 4313 nt
Organism: Pelodiscus sinensis (Chinese soft-shelled turtle)
Lineage: Eukaryota; Metazoa; Chordata; Testudines; Trionychidae
Source: RefSeq, a predicted model, not a curated record